AUGGAAUUCUUCAACGAUGUGGGCUCUGACCCUCUCAAACCCUCCCUGUUCGAGCUUGUCGCACAAGAGCAACUCAGAGACCUGUUACAACCUGCGUUGAAGUAUGUUCUUUCCGUCUUUGCGCAACGUUAUCCAAGAUACCUCCUCCGAAUAGUCAACCGCCAUGAAGAGUUUUAUGCGUUCAUCAUGUUCUUUGUCGAGAGACAUUUCUUGAGGACGCAUGGCGCAUCCUUCUCCGAGAACUUCUACGGCUUGAAGCGCCGCCGACGACCACUCAUCGAACCUGAACGAGCACGGGCGGCUGUCGGCGGUGUUUUUCGCGAAGAAAGGCUUCGGAAUAGGGACAUCCGGAAGUCACUCGUGUUCCUGAUCGGUCUCCCGUAUCUGCGUGCUAAGGCACAAGACUACUACGAGGAACUGGGUGGUGGUAUUGACCCUGAGCUACUCGAAGGAAGCGAAGGAGCGCGCCAGACGAGGGCUUUAACAGAAGAGACGUUGAUGGGCAAGAUGCGGAGAGCGUUCAAGGCGAUAUAUCCAUGGGCUAACGUGACGUUCGAAUGCUGGCUUCUGCUCUACAAUAUACUAUACCUAUUCGACCGAACGCCUUUCCACCGCCCAUGGCUGGCUUGGACGGGCAUCGACAUCCGGCGCCUCGGCUUGGAUGAUCUGGUCAGUGGAUCUGCCUUGAUCGCGGGCCGAUCACAGAUACGACGGACCCUUUUGCAACGCAUACGCCGUCUGGUUCUGACGUCGCCGCGGCUUCUCCUAGACGCGUUGAAGGUCCUCCUUCCCACCGCUAUCUUCUUCAUCAAGUUCCUCGAAUGGUGGUUCUCGCCUUCUUCCCCAGCGCGUGCCCUCUCGACGUCCCCGCUCGGACCCGCCGUGCCUCCGCCGAAAUUGCUCCCUCCCCACCCCCAGAGCCUCAUUCCGGUGGACAGGAUCACCAAGUUCGGUAUGUGCCCGCUGUGUGAGCAGCCGAUUGCGAACGCGACCGCGCUGCCGUCGGGCUACGUGUUCUGCUAUCGUUGCGCAUACGGUCACAUCGAGCAGCACCACUCGUGUCCUGUGACACUGCUGCCGGCACAGAUGUGGCAGAUGCGAAAGGUACUGGUGUAA
Messenger RNA from Punctularia strigosozonata HHB-11173 SS5, 1116 nucleotides. RefSeq lists its product as uncharacterized. The transcript is spliced from 6 exons. NCBI's taxonomy places the organism in Eukaryota, Fungi, Basidiomycota, Agaricomycetes, Corticiales, Punctulariaceae. The record is from RefSeq and is a predicted model, not a curated record. Gene Ontology annotation, cellular component: peroxisomal membrane; peroxisomal importomer complex. Gene Ontology annotation, biological process: protein import into peroxisome matrix; protein monoubiquitination. The coding region runs from base 1 to 1116 and encodes 371 amino acids. Gene Ontology annotation, molecular function: ubiquitin-protein transferase activity; protein binding; zinc ion binding.